Messenger RNA from Ectocarpus sp. CCAP 1310/34, 1945 nucleotides. The record is from the annotation of a GenBank genome assembly. Lineage: Eukaryota; Phaeophyceae; Ectocarpales; Ectocarpaceae.
UGGUGGGUCAGACCUCGAGAAGUGAUUAGCCUUGUGGGGGCAAACCACCAAACUUGAUCGACGUGUACUAACGUAGCCUUUUUGAUUCCUGGUGCCAGGAAAAAUAUCGUCCCCAGACAGCGAGCCACCCGAAGGUAGCGCAUCACCCAAGCCAGUUCAGCACCGCUAGCAUGCCACCGGUUUUCAGGGGCAUCUGGGCUACCUCGCGGGGCCGACUCCAGAUGUUCUCAUUUUUUAUUUUUCUUAAUAUGACACAACGAGUCGUAGCAUGCUUGCCUGACAAAACUUUGACCCUCACGACGACAUGCCGUUCAAACACUUACCCAAUCCGAAUCUUGACGGAUGAAGCAGGGACCCUUGUGCACUACUACGAAAGCGAGGCUGACGCACCCGGGAUGCCGGAGGUCCUCUCUCUCCCUGAAUCCGCAACCGGACGCAAGGCCCGAAUCUCAAUAGAAACCCUGAAGCUCGCGGCGCAAGUGCGGGCGAGCGGCGCGCGCCUGGUGCUCGUGUCGGGCACCCGCUACUCGACGUUCGUGAACCGCCUCCCGUUCCUCCCGCGCGCCGACGCCUACGUGAUCGAGAACGGGGGCCGGGUUUUCUACCCGAAAAAGGAUGUCGCUUCGGUAUCGGCCGCUGCGGGGAGCGGGGACAAGGGGCACACGGAGGCCAACAGCGGUGAAGGAGGAGGAGGAGGCAGCGGAGAACCUUCCUGCCCGGAUGAGAGGUCCGCGGUUGGAGACCCCACGCUGACGGCGCACGCGGCAUCAGCGCUCACGGAGGACCUGAAGUGGAGGGAGACGAUGGAGAGCGCCACCGGGCCGGCGUCACAGGACGCGAUCGCGCCUGAGGACAGGGAGGGCCCCCUCUGGGACGUGUACCGGGCCGCUGUUGCCGAGGGCUUCGAGGUGGACACAAACACCUACUACACCAUGAUUAGGAUAAAGGUGAAGACGGGCGGCAAGAAACCGGCUCGAGAGAAUCCCGAGGGAAAAGGGGCUGAGGGUCCACAGGAAGAAGAGGAGGAGGAGGAGGAGGGGGAGCGGGGGGGUGAAGCAGCCAUGGAAAAACUGUUGGCCUCUCUGCCUUCCGACCUGCGCUUCGUGACAAACUUCGGCUUGGUGGACAUCUGCCCGUUGCGGAGCGGGAAGCACAACGCCGCGGCCUUCUUGGCAAGGGAGCACUUCGACAUUCCUCUGGCGAACUGCGCUUCCAUGGGAGACGAUGACAACGACAUCGCCCUGGCCAACUCUAUGGGGAAGGGGGCCUUCAUCACCACCUUUUCCUCCGAGUCCGUCGAGGCCGCGGCCAAGGGAAACCCGGAGCAGUUCACGGUGGCCAAGUCCGAAGGAGUCCAGGCAUCGGAGGAGAUGCUCAGGCUUAUCGUGGCAGCUUGCUCUUGAGCGCAGCGGUUUGCCGCGGCGGGGGAGGUCACGGUGUCGUCGGUUGGGGGCGCACUGCUGCGACUGUGGUACCUAUUUCUCGUAGUAUUCUGUAGCGGUUUCACGCCAUUGGUUGUGCCCGGUCACCAAUACGUGAUACGGCCUUGGCUGUCCGAGCAAAUUAACAUGUGAUGCGGCCAAAACGUUGUGGGACCAGAAAGUGGGAAUCAUGUCGGCUGUAAUUGGUUGUGCCGCCGCUCCAAGUAUUAGCAUUUGUUUCAAUGGGGAGUGGGAUCCAGGCACGUGCACAUCAUUGUAGGUAGAACCAUCAUCGGUAAUUCUUUGUUCUCAUUGAUCCUUGCGCGUCUAGAUUUUCAGGUCUCUCGGUAGACAAGGGCCUCAUAGAAUUUGUAGAUGGGUGAGUGGGCAGUUUGUGUGCACUCUGUCUGCUUGGAAUGCUCUCACUAGCAUACUACCUGCAAGGUGCCUGGUAGUGGUAACAUGAGCGCGGGGUACGCGCGCAGAAGUGGACGCCGGUGGUCAUGGGAUUUCUGUAGCUGGCC